Cyclocybe aegerita is the source of this 897-nucleotide messenger RNA. Lineage: Eukaryota; Fungi; Basidiomycota; Agaricomycetes; Agaricales; Hemipholiotaceae. The record is from the annotation of a GenBank genome assembly.
AUGCACUCAUUUGCACCUUCCCUGUCAUUUCUGCUUUCGUUCCUUCUCCUCCCCCGCCUCCUAGUUGCCGCGGACCUGCGUGGCCUCACCGCUCGCGAAGCACCUGUAGCAGACUCAGCGAGUCUAACCCAAGUUGAGAGCGCCGGCGGUGCACCCGAGCCUCGCGCACUCGAGCUAGAACUUGCUGCCAGGCAGCCUAGCGGCCAUGUUGGUUCUGGUGCCUCUUCGAAUUCUCUCCGCCGAAGGCACGCGGAUUUACUGCGCGGACGAUCUAUUACCAACACCACCGCGCAAGAUCUCGACGCCUACGCGCCAAAUUUGCUCUACCCCGGAAGAAGGGCAGCCAAUGCACGCUUUUCGUGGUUCGUUACUGGCCUAGGCGCGUGUGGGCGAACAAAUGCGCCCUCGGAUUUUGUUGUCGCCCUCAAUAAAGAGCAAUUCGAUGCGGGAGAUCAUUGCUUCGAGACUGUAACCAUUACUGUCCGCGGCAAGACAACGCGUGCUCAGAUUGUCGACCGAUGCGAAUUAUGCGGUUACAACGGGCUUGACUUCACACAAGGUCUCUUCAAUUUCUUCGGUGGGGAUGGAAUCAUAUACGGCGACUGGGAGUACGGCAGCGGUGCUCCUUCGCCGAGCCCCACACCUAAGGCCACGACGACAACCUCGAAGGCGACACCUAAACCGACUACAACGAGCAUGAGCACCACUUCGUCCGUCUCAACCACCACCCGCGCGUCGACUUCUUCCCAAAGCGACUCUACCUCUUCGACUGUCAGCACGUCUACCGCUUCGGCACCUACACCAACUCUUGACCAGUCGUCGAAUCUCCAGCAGCUGUACCUGGCAUCCCUUGGUAUGGGUGGUGUAAUUAUGAGGUCCCUUGAUACCCAGAUUUGA